AACCUUCAAAUAGACAGAGCACAACACAGUGUUACAAUUUCUGACAAUGGAAGUGAACAAGGAAAUGUCCAAGGUCAACAGUCGGGAUGAAGAAGAGGAGUAAGGCUGCAUGGAGAAGGGUAGUGAGGCCAAAUAGAGGAAGAGGUAGAAGAGGCCAAGGACAUAGGCACUGAUGAAAUUCAUAAGGGCCACAUAUGUGGACCACGUUCUCAAUCAUGGCCUUACAAUGGCCGAGGCUGGUCGAAGGAUGCAGCCACAUGUUGGGAGAACAACCAUGUCCUCAAUCAUUCAAACAUUUCGUGGACAGAUCGGGUGGACCAUGUAGAGAAUUUAAAAGGGAUGUGGACAAGGUGAGGAAACACACAGAAAGCGAAAACUGUACCAGAGAAAAGGACAUCAUGAAGCUGCAGACUGCCCUUCUGUUGAUCUGUCUUUUCAGGACAAGCUUUCCUCUUCCAUUGCAGAUUGGAAUUCUUGCAAGCAACAGCAAUGAAAUCCUGGGACUGAAUGGACUAACUCUUGCAGCUCUUGGACAAGCACAGGCAUCUUCACUAUUACCACAGUUUGUGCUGCAGCAGCAGCGGCCUGAGGUGCUUCUCACUCCACAGGUGGUGAACUUGAACCCUCAAGUGGCUGGUCCGUUUGGCGGCCAGGGACCCCAGCUGCUUUUUCCCGCACAGGGCAACCAGCUGACACCUGCGCUUCUCCCCAACGGUCAGCAGGAGCAGCUCGGGCCUCCACAGGACCCCAACAAUCCUAAUGGCCCCCAGCAGGCCCAAAACCCUGUGCAGACGUUUCCACAGUUCCACUACCGUGCUUAUGGAUUUCCUCAGUUUCCCAGACAGCAGGGCUUCCAAUACUUUGUGCCUUCUUACGGCUACCCCCAGCAGAGGAAUAAUGUGGUGCUGCAGCCCAACAACGGUCAGGUGGCUCAGCAGAACCUGGAGAAAACUACACAGAGGCCACAGCUCCCUCUGCAGCAGGGUUCCCAGACAAAGGUACAAACAGAGAAAACAUGGCCAAUGGGGACACAGAAAGAGUCCACUACCAUUCCUCCUGAUCCUCGUGGUGACACCUCUGGUCCUGGGGUCGAUGAGGGUCAGUCCAAUUUCCCCUUCCUGUUUGAGCCUUAGAUUUCACCUGGGAAAUAACAACAAAGUGAUUUGGCAAAAAAUAAUUUCUGUGUGUUUGGCCACAGUCGCUGCAAUCUCCUCCAGCAAAACACGCUGUAGGGUGCAAUUUUUCCAAGUGCUUUUUAUUUGUACUUAAGUGCUUCUUGUAUAUUAAACAGAAAUUACCUGACUUUUUUCAG
Messenger RNA from Thunnus maccoyii (southern bluefin tuna), 1312 nucleotides. RefSeq names its product odontogenic, ameloblast associated (gene odam). The transcript has 11 exons. Bases 195 to 1133 code for a protein of 312 amino acids. NCBI's taxonomy places the organism in Eukaryota, Metazoa, Chordata, Actinopteri, Scombriformes, Scombridae. The record is from RefSeq and is a predicted model, not a curated record.